This is a messenger RNA of Desarmillaria tabescens, 926 nucleotides long. RefSeq lists its product as uncharacterized. The record is from RefSeq and is a predicted model, not a curated record. Lineage: Eukaryota; Fungi; Basidiomycota; Agaricomycetes; Agaricales; Physalacriaceae. Bases 156 to 875 code for a protein of 239 amino acids. The transcript is spliced from 4 exons.
UGCAGUGUGGCGCUCCCAGCUCUUAACGACACCUUAUGUGCUCGGCAUGACACAUCUCGCUUGCUAAUGCGUGGUUAUCGUAGGAGACUGGGACGGAAAUUUUAGGAGCAUCAAACACGCGUACAAGUAUCGGCGAAGCACGUCGGGGAAGGAAUAUGUUUUGGAGUCAAGUCUGCGGAUUCGGUGUACUAUCGAUCUUUCCACUGAGGAAUGUUACAAGUUCACGGACUUCACACCCCAGUCAUAGUGAACCUCCACACAUUCAGCAUUGUCCUCAUCACUGGCGCCGAGGAGGUUCCGCUAAAAAACCACCCCCUCCUUCGCCGAAUUCAUCGUCUGCCAACUCUCGUUCACUGGAGACACACCCGACCCACACUGCGCUGCCACCCUCUAGUGCAAAAUCAUCCCCGAGAACCCCGACUUUGGCGUCCUCAUCCCCCACCGACAGAAGCGUUGAGGAAUCCGUCACAAUCCUCAUGAAGACCAUCAUAAAUCAUUUUGGACAAGUCAAUUGUUAUGCCAAUGUCGAAGAUGAGGGGAAGUAUAUGCUCGUACAGGAGCCAAUUACCUGUAUGGAGAAAAAGUAUCGGCUCAUCACGCCUAUCACCUCUAUAAGGUGCCCCUUCAAGUGCGGGAGCAUUGUCAUGUCAGCGGUGGUGAUCGCCUCGCCUAACAAAGCAGCAUAUAUGCGCAUGAAAUAUCUGACAAACGGCUUAACUAAGGCUGCAGCUCAAGACUGCAACAUCCGUAGCCAUGCCAUUCUCCUCGGUACAUCUAUACCGAACCCACGCCGCCACCACGUGCGAGACCAUCUUCCACGAGUGCAAGCUAGUAAGAUUGCGGACCUCGGAGUUCAUCGAGGAGCGAGCUCAUGACAGGGACCAGUGUUUCAGUCGAUGUUACAGACUUUGAUCUGAACGAAGAUA